AUGUCCGAAUCGGACGACGACAAACCUUUGAAGAGUUCCAAAAAGGAACCCAAGCCUGAGGAGGACGACGAUGAUGUCCCUCUAAAGAAAGCAAAGUCGUCCAAGAAGGAGAAUGUCCAGUCCCAGGUGAAGGAGGAGAACGCUCCGACGGCGAAGGAAUCCAAGAAGAAGAAGAAAACGAAGCGAAAGAGAGGUGACGACGAUGACGACGAUGACGACGAUGACGAAGAAGACUUCGAUACACGCAAGAAGAAAGCUCCCGCCAAGAAAGAGAAGUCGUCAAAGUCAAGCUCCAAGUCAGCAAAAACUGAUGGCAAGGGACAACCAAAAAAGCCCAAGAAGGAAGUGAAAGUUGAACCAGUCUAUGAGUGGUGGAAAGAUGAGCAGCCCCUUGCUCAGGGAAAGAAAUGGCGUUUCUUGGAGCACAAUGGUGUCAUUUUUCCUCCCAACUAUGAACCCCACGGAGUCAAAAUGAAGUACGAUGGUCAAAUCAUUUCGCUCACCCCAGAGCAGGAAGCUAUUGCAACUAUGUAUGCUGCCAUGAGCAGGACAGACUAUGCUGGCAAGGAUGUUUUCAAGAAGAAUUUUUGGAAGGAAUUCAGCGAGAAGUUGGGAAAAAAUCACGCGAUCAAAGAUUUGGAAAAUUGUGACUUCCAGCCCAUAGUCGAUCACUUGGACGCUGAGAGGGAGAAGAAAAAGGCGUUGACAAAGGAGGAAAAGCUGAAGAUCAAGCAAGCGAAGGAGAAGACUGAAGCACCCUACGUGACAGUCGUCCUUGAUUCUCACUUGGAGAAGAACGGAAACUUCAGGGUAGAGCCGGCUGGGCUGUUCCGAGGGAGAGGCGAACAUCCGAAGAUGGGGCAAGUCAAGGGUGUGAUCCAGCCUGAAGAUAUCACCAUGAACUGCUCUGAGGACGCUUGUCCUCCCCGCUGUUCCCUCCCCGGACAUGCAUGGCAGAGUCUUGUGCAUAAGGACGAGCAGACGUGGCUGGCGUUCUACAAGGACACGAUCAACGGAGAGUUCAAGUACGUGUUCCUUUCUGCUGGCUCCUCGCUCAAAGGCCAGUCUGACCGUGAGAAGUUUGAGAAAGCAAGAGAGCUGAAGAAGCACGUGGCGAGGAUAAGGCAGAGGAUCACACAAGGAUUGAAGUCUUCGGGUCUUGAGAUGCAGCAGAAUACCGCUCUAUGGUUGAUCGACAACUUGGCCAUUCGUGCAGGUAACGAGAAGGAUACGAACGAAGAGGCCGAUACCGUGGGUUGCUGCAGUCUCCGAGUGGAACAUAUCACAUUGGGUACGGACGAAGAGGGCCCGACGAUUUACUUCAACUUCCUGGGCAAAGACUCGAUCGAGUACAAGAACCUUGUUAAGUUGAGGCCUAAGGACGAGGAGAAAGCGAAGGAGGGGGAGGAAAAUCCUUGCGUGUCGUUUGUGCGAGAGGGAGAGGAGAAGAAUUUCAGGAGAGUUGUCGAGAACAUGCGAUCGUUGACGAGCAACAGCAAGAAGCCGUCUGACGAUGUCUUUGACCAGCUCAACACCUCGAGUUUGAAUACCUACCUCAAGGACCUGAUGCCUGGCCUGACAGCAAAAGUCUUCCGUACUUACAACGCGUCGUUCACUUUGGACCAGGAGCUCUACAAGUUGGAGGAUCACCCGGAAAAGUCGAGCUUCCUGCGCAACGACGCGACCCAGCUCAAGUUCUACAACGAUGCGAACUAUCAAGUUGCAAUCUUGUGUAAUCACUCGCGCGCUGUUAGUAAGACCUUCGACUCUCAAGUAGAGAAGAUGGACGAGAAGAUUAAAGGCUUGCAUGAAGAGUUGGCUGACUUGAAGAAGAAGAAGAAGUCUGCAGACAACAAAGAGCAGAUGAAAAAGAAGAUUGCAAAUCUUGAAGAAAGAAUCUCAAAGCAAGAAACGCAGAAACAGAUCAAACUCAAGCUUGCUGGCGUCGCUCUCAGCACUUCUAAGGUGAACUACCUCGAUCCAAGGAUCACUGUCGCCUGGUGCAAACGAUUUGGAAAUUUUCCUCUCAACAAGGUCUUCAACAAAUCUCUCAUCACAAAGUUCAAGUGGGCGAUCGACGAGGCAGACGAGGACUGGAGGUUUUGA
Guillardia theta CCMP2712 is the source of this 2106-nucleotide messenger RNA. RefSeq names its product DNA topoisomerase I (gene TOP1). The record is from RefSeq and is a predicted model, not a curated record. Gene Ontology annotation, biological process: DNA replication; chromosome segregation; DNA topological change. Bases 1 to 2106 code for a protein of 701 amino acids. Gene Ontology annotation, molecular function: DNA topoisomerase type I (single strand cut, ATP-independent) activity; DNA binding. Gene Ontology annotation, cellular component: chromosome; nucleolus. Lineage: Eukaryota; Cryptophyceae; Pyrenomonadales; Geminigeraceae. The transcript is spliced from 16 exons.